AUGAAAAGAUCGGGCUCCAAGCGCGUCGCGCGCAAGAUCGGCGCGUUCGACGAGGAGUCGGCAGAUAGUGCAGAGAGCUCGCAGAACGAAGCGCCGAAGCCUAUAGGGUCAGUUGUCAAGCGCCCGACGUUUGGCAAGGGCAAGAAGCGCUCGUCAUUGCGGGUAUCAUUUGGUCCUGGAGAAUCGGAUGCGAACGAUGGCGACGAGUCGAGCGAUGCAGUCGUGGCUACGCCCAAAAAGUCGAAUCUGAGUCGCAUAGCCCUGGAGAAGAGUGCUCAGCUACGAGCGCGAUCACCACUCGCACCGGAUGCAUCUCGUCCUGCAGAAGACGACCGACCUUCGUACAGCAAGGACUACAUCGCGGAGCUGCGAAAUUCCACUCCAACAACGCCCAAAGACUUGAAGCCCUCAGCCGAAGAGGAAGACGAGACUCGAGCCCUCGACAUCGCCUCCAAGUUCGGCCCAAUCGCGCCGUUUCCGGCAGAAGCUUUGUCUGCGAUACCCACAGAUGCCGAGAUACAGGAGAAGAAAGCGAGACGGAGGCGACUGGCGCAAGAAGAGAAAGCCUACGACGACGAGGAGCGGCCGUGGGCGUCGGACGAUGAGGGCGAAGAUGACUUCCGAAUGAGCAGAAAUGAGGUUUCAUUGCGACCGAAAGAGAAAUACCCCGAGACCCGUCUGGUUCGCGACGAGGAGGAUAUUGCAGAAGGGUUCGAAGAUUUUGUGGAGGAUGGGAGGAUUUCACUUGGUCGCAAGUCUGAACGAGAGGCUCGGCGAAGGAAGCGCACAGAAAUGGCUGAGCUCAUCAACGAUGCAGAAGGAGGUUCAGAUGAAGAUGGCUCGGACGAUUCAGAAGAGGAGAGGCAUGCUGCGUUCGCUGCAGCUCAGGCACGCGCCGGUAGAUACGGUCAAAAGAUCGAGGACGAAGAUGACGGCGCAAAGACACCACCGCGAACCACACCUCUGCCGGACCUUGAUGAGGUUUUGGAAGGUCUUACAAUCGAUGUACGAACCAAGCAGCAAAGAAAGGACUUGAUACUGCAGAAGCUGCAAGAACUGAAGGACGACAAGGUCAGGAUCGAGGAGAGGAAGAAAUACCUGCAGGAGCAGCUGCAGAAGACGGGCGAAGAGUACGAGAAACUGCGCCAGGAGGCAGGACUGCCAGCUCUACCUGCCAGCGGUGUAGACGGAGGCAGACUCCUCACUGAGAGAGGCCUGGAUAGUCUCGGUACUACACCCUUGGCCGGUCGUUCGAGUGAGGACUCGGAUGAUGAGUAG
Messenger RNA from Dothidotthia symphoricarpi CBS 119687, 1278 nucleotides. RefSeq lists its product as uncharacterized. The record is from RefSeq and is a predicted model, not a curated record. Gene Ontology annotation, cellular component: U2-type post-mRNA release spliceosomal complex. Bases 1 to 1278 code for a protein of 425 amino acids. Gene Ontology annotation, biological process: spliceosomal complex disassembly. The transcript is spliced from 2 exons. NCBI's taxonomy places the organism in Eukaryota, Fungi, Ascomycota, Dothideomycetes, Pleosporales, Dothidotthiaceae.